AAUACCUGUCUUUGGUAUUUCUAUAACCUGUGUAUGUGGUAACUCUGUCUACGAACAAACAAUGUUUUUGAAUGAUCUUGGCCAACCUCAAAUAUUGGAUGCUAACAAAAAUUACGGACCAUACGAACAGCACAAUGGUCCCUUGCUUGUAACUGCGGCUGCCUUCAAAAAUCAUGUAAAACCGGCCAACUGGGGCGGUUUAGUUAUUGGAUCUGAGCGAGAUGUCUGUGAUUUGCAAACUACUUUUCCAGAUUCGUACACAAAGAACUGUAGCUAUUGUGUCGUAAGGCCAAAUGAACCAACAAAAAUUGAAUAUGGCAAUAGCACGAUAACAUUAAUGCUUCUGCCUGCUAGUGCAAGGGCUCCAGGCGAGAGCCUUAGAAGAGCCACUACAUAUUAUUUGGAAAAUGGAUAUACCAGAUCAAUAAUUGUGGAUGAAGUACCUGCCACUUUGGACUUUAUACCAAAGACUAACGCUUCCUUUCAUAGGGCUCUCAGAGAUGGAAUCGAUGUAAUGUAUAUAGAUGACCCGGUCCUUGACUGCUAUAAAGAAGAUACAUAUGCACUGAUGCAGUUAAUUCACCCAAAACAUAUUUAUGGAGUUAGGCAGGAUAAUCUACCAAAAUGGCUCCUAGAUUUGUGCGUGAGAAGGGAUUUAUAUGCCUCUCAUGAAUGCUGA
Molecule: messenger RNA, 679 nt
Organism: Drosophila willistoni
Lineage: Eukaryota; Metazoa; Arthropoda; Insecta; Diptera; Drosophilidae
Exons: 3
Coding region: 62-679 (205 amino acids)
Source: RefSeq, a predicted model, not a curated record